UGUGCAUUGGCUCUCCUCUCUGCGGCACAAAGACUUGUUUGCAGCAUCUGUUUUGCUUGUACCGAGCACCCAUGAUCCUGAGUAGGUCGUCUCUGGGCAUUUAUUGAUUUCAGCGCGUUCUCUAGGCCAAAGGCACGUCUGCAUUCUCAGUGCUGGGGACAUAGAGUGUACAAUGAUGAAUGUAGCUGGAUGAAGUCACUGCGAGCAUCCAAUCGCUGUGCAGCUUUCAGCAAGGUUCAGCAGCUUCUGCAGAUGAACUGAGCAUCCCACACUGUCAGAAUGGGAACAAAUCCCCAGCUCCCUGACAGAAUCUAGUAAUAAGUUCCUGUGUUUUGGAGUGAGGCUUAAGCACGGCAAGUAACUCGAACCGAAGCUCUCCCGCCUGCUCUCCUGUUCUGCGCAAACGCUCCCGCUCUCCAACACCACAGCAGAGUGAAGGAGAGGCCAUGGUGGAAAAAAGUUCAGACCAUUCUUCAGACAAAUCUCCCCCCACCCCAGAGCCGGGAGUCCAGCGGAGCGGAUCGUCUCAGUCAGGGCGCAGUGGGGGCAAAAAUUCUAAGAAGAGCCAGAGCUGGUACAAUGUCUUGAGUCCAACGUAUAAACAAAGAAAUGAAGAUUUUCGGAAACUCUUUAAACAACUGCCAGACACAGAACGUCUCAUUGUUGACUAUUCGUGUGCUCUGCAAAGAGACAUCUUACUACAGGGGCGCCUCUACCUGUCUGAGAACUGGAUCUGCUUCUACAGUAACAUCUUUCGCUGGGAGACUCUGUUAACGGUACGUUUGAAAGAUAUCUGCUCAAUGACUAAAGAAAAGACAGCCAGACUAAUUCCAAAUGCAAUCCAACUUUGCACUGACACUGAGAAGCACUUUUUCACCUCAUUUGGGGCACGAGAUCGAACCUACAUGAUGAUGUUCCGGCUGUGGCAGAAUGCCUUGCUUGAAAAGCCUUUGUGUCCGAAGGAACUGUGGCAUUUUGUCCACCAGUGCUACGGCAAUGAGCUGGGCCUUACUAGUGAUGACGAGGACUAUGUUCCACCAGAUGAUGACUUUAAUACAUUGGGUUAUUGUGAAGAGAUCCCGGUGGAAGACGUGGAAGUAAAUGAUAAUUCCUCCAAAAGCAGCGGUGACAUUAAGCCAGAAACCAACUGCAACCUGGCGGACCCUUCCCUGACGAGCAGCAACGUGCCAUCUACAGCCAGCAGCGAUGCCCCUGGUUAUGACGGGGCUUUGCUGGACGAUAUUGACAGCUCGUUAGAAAGGGAGCUGUUGUUUGCAAGCUUGGUGGACCAGAAAGUGGAGCUCCUUCCUCCCGUCACCUCUCUAUCCUUGGACUUAAAUGAUAAUGAAGACCUUCCCACAGAGCUCAGUGAUUCAUCUGAAACACACGAUGAAGGUGAAGUUCAGGCUUUCUAUGAGGAUCUGAAUGGUCGGCAGUACAUCAAUGAAGUGUUCAGCUUUAAUGUGGACAAACUCUUUAGUCUCCUGUUCAGUGAAUCUCAAUUUCUGAGGGACUUCAUGGAGCUGAGGCGGUUUACAGAAGUGAUAUUUCACCCGUGGAAGAAGGAAGAGAAUGGAAACCAGACCCGGGUUAUUUUAUACACCAUUGCACUAACCAAUCCUCUGGCUCCUAAAUCGGCGACAGUCACGGAGACCCAGACGCUGUACAAGGCCAGCCAGGAGAGCGAAUGUUAUGUAGUUGAUGCUGAAGUGUUGACACACGAUAUCCCUUAUCAUGAUUACUUCUACACUAUCAACCGCUACACGCUGACCAGAGUGGCCCGAAACAAAAGCCGGCUAAGGAUUUCAACUGAGCUCCGGUACCGUAAGCAGCCGUGGGGACUCGUUAAAACAUUCAUUGAGAAAAAUUUCUGGAGUGGACUUGAUGAAUAUUUCCACCAUUUGGAGAACGAACUGACCAAAGCAGAGACGGCGUACCUGUCCGAUCUUCACAGACAAUCCCCGAAGGAGAAAAUCACCAAGAUUUCAACAACGAGAAGAAGGAAGCGUCCUCAUACUCACUUACGGAUUCCUCAUCUACAGGAAGUGCUGAGCCCUGUCACAACGCCCACUGAUGAAGAGAGACAACACCGUGUCAGACAUGUAGCAGGCUCCACUCAGACACGACACGUUCCGGAGGAGAAGCAUAAUCAGCUUCAGAGCAUCUCCAAACUCCUGCUGGUCAUCAGUUGUGUCCUGGUGCUGCUCGUCAUGCUCAAUGUAAUGCUUUUCUACAAGCUCUGGAUGUUGGAAUAUAGCACUCAAGCCCUGAGCACGUGGCAAGGACUGCGACUACAAGAGAGCCCCCUCCCGCAGUCACAGGCCGAGUGGACCCAGCUGCUGGAGUCUCAGCAAAAACACCACGACACAGAGCUACAAAAAUGGAGGCAGAUUGUAAAGUCAUCUGUCAUGCUGCUGGAUCAGAUGAAAGAUUCCUUAAUAAACCUCCAAAAUGGAAUUGUUUCACGAGACAUUGUCUCAGACUCGGAGGACAAACCUUACCAAUGAGGGUGAUGGGAUUGGAUGGCGGGAGAAAUUGUGUAAUAUGUGUAUA
This is a messenger RNA of Nanorana parkeri, 2553 nucleotides long. It is a transcript of the gene GRAMD1B, whose product is annotated as GRAM domain containing 1B. The transcript is spliced from 19 exons. Gene Ontology annotation, biological process: intracellular sterol transport. Lineage: Eukaryota; Metazoa; Chordata; Amphibia; Anura; Dicroglossidae. Gene Ontology annotation, molecular function: sterol transfer activity; sterol binding. Bases 447 to 2507 code for a protein of 686 amino acids. The record is from RefSeq and is a predicted model, not a curated record. Gene Ontology annotation, cellular component: plasma membrane; endoplasmic reticulum-plasma membrane contact site; endoplasmic reticulum membrane.